Pseudogymnoascus verrucosus is the source of this 3519-nucleotide messenger RNA. It is a transcript of the gene LYS2, whose product is annotated as putative NRPS-like protein biosynthetic cluster. Gene Ontology annotation, biological process: L-lysine biosynthetic process. The transcript has a single exon. Bases 1 to 3519 code for a protein of 1172 amino acids. Lineage: Eukaryota; Fungi; Ascomycota; Leotiomycetes; Thelebolales; Thelebolaceae. The record is from RefSeq and is a predicted model, not a curated record. Gene Ontology annotation, molecular function: L-aminoadipate-semialdehyde dehydrogenase [NAD(P)+] activity.
AUGGAUCAAUUACCCGAUCCGACCAUCGACCUCGACUGGUCUGGUUAUGUCGGCUCAAUCCACGAGCGCUUCCGCGCAGCCGCUGAGUCACACCCAGACCGAACCUGCGUGUUCGAGACGAAGUCAUCCACCAGCCCCGAGAGGCGCUUCACCUACCGCCAGAUCUACGAGGCCUCGAAUAUCACCGCGCGCUACCUCCGCGAGGCGGGCGUCACAAAUGGCGACGUCGUCAUGAUCUGGGCCCACCGGUCCGUCGACCUCGUCAUUAGUUUGAUGGGCACCUUGACCGCUGGAGCGACAAUGGCGGUCCUGGACCCGGCAUACCCGCCGGCGAGGCAGCAGAUUUACCUCGAGGUCUCGCAGCCGCGUGCGCUGAUCAAGAUUGGUAGCGCGACGGACGAGAAUGGACCGCUUGCCCCGGUGGUGCAGAAGUAUAUCGACGAGCAGCUUAACCUCAAGACUGUGGUUCCUGAUCUGCGUCUUCUUGACGAUGGAACUCUGUCUGGAGGUGAAGUCGACGGCAAGGAUGUAUUCCAUAACGUUAGAGAGCAUGCGUCGACGCCGCCUGAUGUGAUCGUGGGCCCGGAUUCGAACCCGACACUAUCAUUUACCUCGGGAAGCGAAGGCCGCCCCAAGGGCGUCCUUGGUCGCCAUUACAGUUUGACUAGAUACUUUGGCUGGAUGGCGGAGCGCUUCCAGCUUUCAUCGGAGAGCAAGUUUACUCUGCUUUCUGGUUUGGCUCACGACCCGAUUCAGCGCGAUAUCUUCACACCGCUAUUCCUGGGUGCACAAUUGCUGGUCCCGUCAAGGGAAGAUAUCCAGCACGAGAAGCUCGCCGAGUGGAUGCGCGAACACAAGCCUACGGUUACUCAUCUCACCCCAGCCAUGGGUCAGAUUCUAGUUGGAGGUGCAACGGCAGAGUUCCCGUCCUUGGAGCGUGUCUUCUUCGUUGGUGAUGUGUUGACGAUCAGGGACUGCCGCGCCCUCAGACGACUUGCUAUUAAUGCCAACAUCAUCAACAUGUAUGGAACCACCGAGACCCAGAGAGCAGUCAGCUACUAUGAACUUCCGAGUCGCGCGAAGGAUGCGGAUUGCUUAGAGAAGCUCAAGGAUACUGUCCCAGCUGGAAAAGGCAUGGAGAAUGUCCAGCUCCUGGUUGUGAACAGGGAAGACCGAAAUAAGCUUUGUGGGGUUGGCGAGGUUGGUGAGCUAUACGUCCGCGCGGCCGGUCUGGCCGAAGGCUAUUUGGGGGAUCCAGCUCUGAAUGAGACGAGGUUCUUGAUGAACUGGUUCGUUGACAACGAGAAGUGGGUGGAGGAGGACAAGAAAAUAAGCAAGGAUGAGCCGUGGAGGCAAUAUUACAAGGGGCCUAGAGAUAGGCUUUACCGCACAGGUGAUCUCGGACGGUACAUGGAGUCGGGUGAUGUUGAGUGUACAGGUCGUGCAGAUGACCAGGUCAAGAUUCGUGGCUUCCGUAUUGAGCUGAACGAUAUCGACAGCAACUUGAGCCAGAACGCCUUGAUCCGGGAUUGCAAGACGCUUGUUCGAAGGGAUCGUAACGAAGAGCCAACACUGGUCAGCUAUAUCGUGCCAGAGUUGGCAGAGUGGCGCCGUUGGUUAGCUGCAUCAGGAGUGGAGGAUAUCGAAGACGAAGGAACUGAGAUGGGAACCGUGAUUGUCUACGCCAAGAAGUUCAGGAGAAUGACGACCGAAGUGUGGGACCAUUUGAAGGCUCGCCUGCCGGCAUACGCAGUCCCUACGAUUUACAUCGUUCUCAACAAGCUUCCGUUGAACCCGAACGGCAAGGUUGAUAAGCCGAACCUUCCGUUCCCCGAUGUGGCAGAGCGCACUGAAGACGCGUCUGAGGAGGACUUGAAGAACUGGGAGUCUCUUACAGAGACUGAACGGACAGUAGCCCAGAAAUGGGCUGAUCUCAUUCGCGGUUUCAACCCGAAGACGAUCAGACGCGACAAUGGCUUCUUCGACCUGGGCGGACACAGUCUUCUCGCACAGCAGUUCUUGUUGAACGUCCGAAAGGAGAUGGGCGCGGAGGUGUCUAUUAACAGUCUCUACAAGUUCCCUACCCUGUCUCAGUUCAGUGCCGAGGUGGACAAGAAGAUUGAAGAGGCUCGCAGCGGCAAAGUCGCAGCGGCCGAAGAGACCGACCUUGCUUACUCUAGGUCCCUGGAGGAGCUGAUAAACAACUUGCCCGCCAAAUUCCAGACCGCAGAUCCACAAGCACUUGCUGAUUCGGAGAACAUUACAGUCUUCCUCACAGGAGCUACUGGUUUCUUGGGCUCCUACCUAGUCAAGGAUAUUCUCACGCGUACACGCCGCAGCGUCAAGCUCGUCGCACACGUACGAGGUGCUAAGGAUUUGGCAGGUGCUCUUGAUCGUCUGCAGCGCUCGCUUCGCGGCUACGGCCUGUGGAGGGAUGAGUGGGCGUCGAGGCUCAGCUGCGUUGUCGGUGACCUCGCCCAGCCCCAGCUUGGCAUUGAUGAUGCAUCCUGGAAGACUCUAGCAGAUGAGGUCGAUGUCGUUAUCCACAACGGUGCCACUGUCCACUGGGUGAAGAGAUACCAAGAUAUGAUGGCUGCGAAUGUCAUCUCGACCGUUGAUGCGCUGAGGCUCUGCAACGAAGGCAAGCCCAAGCAGUUCUCCUUCGUCAGCUCCACCAGUGUUCUCGACACGGAUACCUACAUCAAGCUCUCCGACGAUAUGACCCGCACAGGCCAAGGGGCCAUACUUGAGUCCGAUGACAUGAUGGGCAGCAAGACUGGCCUGGGCACCGGAUACGGACAAACGAAGUGGGUGUCUGAGCAGCUUGUCCGCGAGGCAGGAAAGCGCGGUCUUUCCGGCUCUGUUGUCCGCCCAGGUUACAUCCUGGGUGACUCCGAGACUGGUGUCUGCAACAUCGAUGAUUUCCUGGUGCGUAUGCUCAAGGGCUGCAUUCAGCUGUCCGCACGUCCUCACAUCAUCAACACCGUCAACGCCGUGCCCGUCAACCACGUCGCGCGCGUCGUCGUUGCUGCCGCAUUCAACCCCGUACCAAACGGCGUCCACGUCGUCCAUGUCACGGCUCACCCCCGCCUACGCAUGAGCGAGUACCUCUCCAUCCUCGAGUACUACGGCUACAAGACCCCCGAGGUCAGCUACGCGGAAUGGAAGUCGGAGCUCGAGAAGUUCGUGUCCGCCGGCACGCUGGAGAAGGAUCUCGAGCAACACGCGCUAAUGCCGCUGUACCAUUUCUGCAUGGAUGACCUGCCAGCCACGACUAGGGCGCCGGAGCUGGACGAUCGGAAUGCAGUUGCUGUGCUGAAGGCUGACGCGGACCGCUGGACUGGUGUGGAUGAGGGUGUUGGAUAUGGUAUCGGGAGAGAGGAUAUUGGACGGUUCUUGAGGUAUUUGGCUAUGAUUAAGUUUAUUAGCGAGCCGUCGGAGAGGGGCAGGCCGUUGCCGGAGAUCGGGGUCGAUGCCGCGCAGAUUGGCGAGAUUGGAGGACGUGGUGGAGCGGCUUAG